GCCGGGAUCUGCCCACCAUGGCUCACACACCGCCUCGGCUUCUGCAGCGACGCAGGAUUCGGCCACUUCUGAACAAACAGUAAGAACCACGCGAGAUGGCGAGUGCCCAGGCAGCUACAGAGACUUCCACUUCCUUCCUGGGCGAGGGGCGGGACUUCCGUUUUUGGCUCUUUUCUUUUGGCUGUGCCCCUUUUCUGCUCAUCUCGUGGAAGAGAAGAGACAACCACGGGCCUGUGUGCUGGCUCGCCCUCCAGCAGGGUCACGAGGAAGACACUGCAGCCCAAGAUGAAGAGAAAAAGACCAUCCUUGCCGACAAUAAGUGCCAGUGUGCCCGGGUUAGUUCCAGGGUCAUCCGCUCCCCCGAAAACCCUAAUGAGGACAUCGUGGAGAGAUACAUCCGAAUUAUUGUUCCUGUGAACAACAGGGAGAAUAUCUCUGAUCCCACCUCACCACGGAGAACCCAGUUUGUGUACCAUUUGUCUGACCUCUGUAAAAAAUGUGAUCCUGUAGAAGUGGAGCUGAAUAAUCAGGUAGUUACUGCCACACAGAGCAACCUCUGUGAGGAAGACGGUGAGCCAGAGACCUGCUAUGCUUACAACAGGAACAAGUGCUACACAGCUGUGGUCCCACUUACAUACGGCGGCGAGACCAAGCCAGUGAAAGUGGCCCUGACCCCCGACUCCUGCUAUGCUGAUUAGCCCCGGUCUUCCCUGCUUGGGCAUCUGUCUUGAGAGGCUCUCCAUUUCAUUCAGACAGUUAGCAUAUUCACGCCAGUGAAUUUUAAGCCAAAUUUUAAAAUAUUUAGAUAAUGCAAGACUCACUUCCCCAUAAAAAUGUAAAGUUUUUACGCAUUUGGUAAUUUCUUCUCAAACCUAAAUAUUAAAAUUGGUCAAUUAUUGUGCUUGUCAGAGGGGUAUGCUUCCCUAAGGUCAUAGUUUUUAGCAUUUAAAAAAAUAAGACAAAGAAAAUAAAACUCAAAGUGUAAAAACCUGGAGACAUAAUUAAAUGUCCUUUUUUUUUUUGCUGUGCUUUGUUUUGGAGAGCCAGAGCUUUUGCAUAUUCUGUGCCAUUCUUCUUUAAAAAAAUUUCACUGUGUAGAGAAAAUAUAUGUGUAAACAUAGGUCAGUUAUAUAUCUUCAUUAGAAAAAUGAUCAAUGGAGAACAUGUUCUGGAACUGUGUACAAAAUUAUUAAAAAUGUAAUCUUUAAUAUUUAUGAAACCAAUUUGCUGAAAAUGAUGUAAUUAAAACAUAACUGAAAAGACACAUUUUGACAUAAUACACAGACCUGGCAGAAGAACUUGCUUUUUUGGUAAAAUUUUUUUCAGCAAUCAAGUUAGUGUAAGAAAUUCCCAUUGGAAAUCAUCUUUGUUGCAACUGAAUCUAAUGAAAUGUUUUUUUAAAAUAUGCGUUCUCUAACACAGUUUAAACAAUUAAAUAGAUUCAUAAGCAUAUACCUGUGUGAAAUAAUUUAUUAGAAAAAAUUCUGUGUUUACUUUCUUUUUUUCUUUUUAUGUUAACUUUCUGGGAAGUGAACCAGGGCCUUGGGCAUGCUAGGCAAACCCACGACCACUGGGCUAUAUCCCCAUCCCCUUAACUUUCAUAUGUAUAAAUUGAAUAUAAUUUGUUAUUGGUGAACAAUUUGUAACAGCAAUGAAAUUAUGCAUUAGUCACUAAAUUCAUAUCUUUAUAUAUUUGACCAUUUUACAUCCAAAAUUAAAUAAAAAGGCAAGGUCUUCAUGACACAUAAAUCUUUAUGGAAGAAAGCAAAGGCUAGUUGACAUAUAUCUGAAGGUACUUCAGAAAGUAAAUGCUGACUCUUGAUUUAAAAUCGUAGGGGAAUAUUGGGUAAAAAUCAGUUUCCGUGAGGCAUUCUUCUGUUUCCUUUUUAAAAAGAAUGGUAGCCAUUUUGAGUAACCUCUGUGUUUAUAAUUAUUACUCAGCUUUUCUUUAGGCGUAAGUUAGGAUACUCUCUGUACAUCAGUAAGAAUUAAUAGUUUUGGUAUAUGAAGUAUGGUUGAAAAAUUUGGUGAAUGCUUAAAUAAAAAAACUACUUCCAUAAAA
This is a messenger RNA of Chinchilla lanigera (long-tailed chinchilla), 2062 nucleotides long. RefSeq names its product joining chain of multimeric IgA and IgM (gene Jchain). Gene Ontology annotation, cellular component: pentameric IgM immunoglobulin complex. Bases 96 to 698 code for a protein of 200 amino acids. Gene Ontology annotation, molecular function: immunoglobulin receptor binding. The record is from RefSeq and is a predicted model, not a curated record. Lineage: Eukaryota; Metazoa; Chordata; Mammalia; Rodentia; Chinchillidae. The transcript has 5 exons. Gene Ontology annotation, biological process: humoral immune response.